GAAACAAAAAAGAAGGAAAAAAGAGGGGAACUGAAAAAUCUUAGGUAUUUGGGGGAAGAGAUGAAUGAAUAAUUAUCCAUUUACAAUCUGCCACGUAUAACGAUCUUUAACCACAUCCACUCUCUCUAAAUUCAGAUACUCAUCUUCCCACUUCUGUUUUAUAUUAAUCCCCCCAAACUCAAAUCACUCUAAAUUAUUUUGUGAUUCUGCUUCUCAUCAACCAUUUUCAAGUGCUGCCUUCCUGGACGAAAGGAGCACGUGUGUGUUACUAGCAAAUUGAUUAAAUGGCUGCUUCAUCAGCAUGCCUCGUCGGAAAUGGUUUAUCCACCCCCGGUAGUAAAUUAAGUCUUAACAAAGAAAUUUACGGAAAAUAUUUGUCUCCUUCAUCUUGUCUCCCGUCUUUAAGAAAAGCAUCAACAUCCAUUGUGGUAAAAGCAUCUUCGGACCAGAACCAACACGAAGGAAGAAGAGGCUUCCUAAAGCUGUUGCUUGGUAAUGCUGGACUUGCUUUGCCUGCUAUAGUUGGAACUGGAAAAGCUUUGGCCGAUGACCAAGAAGUAUCCUCUUCAAGAAUGUCUUACUCUAGGUUUUUAGAGUAUUUGGACAAGGAUAGAGUUCAAAAGGUGGAUCUCUACGAGAACGGUACAAUUGCUAUUGUCGAGGCUCUUUCUCCUGAGUUGGGUAACCGAGUACAGCGAGUUCGGGUGCAACUCCCAGGCCUUAGCCAAGAGCUUCUUCAGAAAUUUAGAGAGAAGAACAUUGAUUUUGCUGCACAUAAUGCUCAAGAGGAUUCCGGUUCUCUAUUGUUUAACUUGAUUGGAAAUCUUGCUUUUCCUUUAAUCUUAAUCGGAGGUCUGUUUCUUCUAUCAAGGAGAUCAGGUGGAGGGAUGGGCGGUCCAGGUGGUCCUGGUUUUCCCCUUAAUAUUGGUCAAUCCAAAGCCAAGUUCCAAAUGGAACCAAAUACUGGUGUUACCUUCGAUGAUGUUGCUGGAGUAGAUGAAGCGAAGCAAGAUUUUAUGGAAGUCGUGGAGUUCUUGAAGAAACCAGAGAGGUUUACAUCCAUUGGUGCUCGGAUUCCUAAAGGUGUUCUCCUUAUUGGUCCUCCAGGAACUGGAAAGACAUUGCUUGCCAAGGCAAUUGCUGGGGAAGCAGGCGUACCUUUUUUCUCAAUUUCAGGUUCUGAAUUUGUUGAAAUGUUCGUCGGUGUGGGUGCUUCUAGGGUUCGUGAUCUUUUCAAGAAGGCCAAAGAGAAUGCACCCUGCAUUGUAUUUGUGGAUGAAAUUGAUGCCGUUGGUAGGUCAAGAGGGGCUGGAAUCGGAGGUGGAAAUGAUGAAAGAGAACAAACCCUUAACCAACUUCUAACUGAAAUGGAUGGGUUUGAGGGCAACACAGGUAUUAUCGUUGUUGCAGCAACUAACCGUGCAGAUAUUCUAGACUCUGCCUUAUUGAGGCCUGGUCGUUUUGAUAGACAGGUAAUGGUUGAUGUCCCGGAUGUACGUGGACGUACUGAGAUCUUAAAGGUGCAUGGUAGCAACAAAAAGUUUGAAGGGGAUGUUUCCCUCGAAGUGGUAGCCAUGAGAACACCUGGUUUUAGUGGAGCUGAUCUUGCAAAUCUCUUAAAUGAGGCAGCUAUAUUGGCUGGUCGUCGUGGGAAAACUUCUAUUUCAUCGAAAGAAAUUGACGAUUCAAUUGAUAGGAUUGUUGCUGGAAUGGAAGGAACUGUUAUGACUGAUGGAAAGAGCAAAAGUUUGGUUGCAUAUCAUGAAGUUGGUCAUGCUAUUUGUGGAACUUUGACUCCAGGGCACGAUGCUGUUCAAAAGGUGACCCUAGUUCCACGUGGCCAAGCACGAGGGUUGACUUGGUUCAUUCCUUCAGAUGAUCCAACUCUGAUAUCUAAGCAACAACUCUUUGCCAGAAUAGUCGGUGGGCUUGGAGGUAGAGCAGCGGAAGAAAUAAUCUUCGGUGAGUCUGAGGUCACCACUGGUGCAGCUGGUGACUUGCAGCAGAUUACUGGUUUGGCAAAGCAAAUGGUAACCACAUUUGGAAUGUCCGACAUUGGUCCAUGGUCACUCAUGGACACCUCAGCUCAAAGCCAAGAUGUUAUCAUGAGGAUGAUGGCGAGGAAUUCAAUGUCAGAGAGACUAGCUGAAGACAUUGAUGUCGCAACUAAGCAGAUAUCAGACAAGGCAUACGAGAUCGCGUUAACUCACAUACGAAAUAAUCGUGAAGCCAUGGACAAGAUUGUCGAAGUCCUUCUUGAGAAAGAAACCGUGGGAGGAGACGAAUUCAGAGCAAUUUUGUCUGAAUUUGUUGAAAUUCCAGUUGAAAAUAGGGUUGAACCUGCAGCUAAAUCUGCUGUAGCUGUAUAAAUAUGAGAGAAAAGACGUACUGCAUUCAUCUCUAGCUUAAUUUGUUGUUCAGUAAAGUAAGUCCAUACAGUUCAUGUUUGGAUUUCGUGUAAGAUAAUCAAAUCUGUAUAAUCCUUUUUCCUGCUGUUUCCAGAAUCAAGAUCAUAAAUACACAUCCACUAAUUACAAAUC
Molecule: messenger RNA, 2540 nt
Organism: Papaver somniferum (opium poppy)
Lineage: Eukaryota; Viridiplantae; Streptophyta; Magnoliopsida; Ranunculales; Papaveraceae
Product: ATP-dependent zinc metalloprotease FTSH 2, chloroplastic-like
Exons: 5
Coding region: 285-2369 (694 amino acids)
Biological process (GO): proteolysis
Cellular component (GO): membrane; chloroplast thylakoid
Molecular function (GO): ATP-dependent peptidase activity; metalloendopeptidase activity; ATP binding
Source: RefSeq, a predicted model, not a curated record